Messenger RNA from Strongylus vulgaris, 372 nucleotides. Lineage: Eukaryota; Metazoa; Nematoda; Chromadorea; Rhabditida; Strongylidae. The record is from the annotation of a GenBank genome assembly.
AUGGAUGGUAGCGACGUUUGCAUAACUUUUAGAGUAUCUCAAGCCUAUGGUAAUCAGAAGCGUCUUGAUGUGGAAGCUAAACGAUUUGAGAAUAACGCUGCAGCGCUUGCAAAGCAGUCGGAACAAUGGCUGGCGAUCACCGAAUCACUUAACCAUGCCCUCAAGGAGAUUGGUGACGUAGAAAAUUGGGCUAAAGCCAUUCAACACGACAUGACGGUCAUUUCGACAACGUUGCAACGGGUUUAUCAAGGUAAUACGAUAUCUGAACUCGCGACCAAAAGAAUUGCCAAAGAGGAACCACAAAAAUUUCGACUGACUAUCACAAACCAGAAUGAAAUGACCUCUCUGAAAGGUUUGAAUGUGUCUACCUAA